AUGAAUUGCCUGCCUGUCGAAGCUACCAUUGAGCUUGGUGCGCUGUGGAAAUGGUACGAUGCGGAACCUGAACUUCGAUGUGCCGUUUUCACUGGGGCCGGACAGAAUGCCUUCUGCGCCGGCAUGGACCUUAAAGAGCGGUUAGACAUUAUAGACACCAACGAUAUUGCAUUCGAAUAUCCUCAAGGUGGUUUUGGUGGGAUGUCCAAUCGUACGGGAAAGAAACCGAUCAUUUCUGCAUGCAAUGGUCAUGCCCAUGGAGGGGGUUUCGAGAUUGUACUCAACUCAGAUGUUAUCUUUGCAUCGCCAAAUGCCACUUUUCGACUGCCAGAAGUAUUGCGAGGGGUUUCAGCCCUUGCGGGAGCGUUACCUCGCUGCAUGAUGCUCUUCGGGAACCACAGAACUAUGGACCUUUGCCUCACUGGAAGGUUAUUGGCCGCCAAAGAAGCCAUGGAAUGGGGAUUAGUAAAGGAGGUAGUGCCCCAACAUAGACUCCUUGAUCGGGCGCUGGAUUACGCAUCCGAGAUUGCAGCUCAUAGUCCCGACAGCGUGAUCAUAUCUCGACUUGCGGCAAGAGAGGCAUGGGAAACUGGAAUCAGUAGAGCAACAAUGAGGGGACAAGAAAUAUACUCCGAAGCCAUGCUCAGAAGUAAGAAUGCCUCAGAGGGCUUAGCUGCCUUCCGAGAGAAGAGGAAGCCCAAAUGGCUACCGUCGUAUUUAUGA
Molecule: messenger RNA, 723 nt
Organism: Neoarthrinium moseri
Lineage: Eukaryota; Fungi; Ascomycota; Sordariomycetes; Amphisphaeriales; Apiosporaceae
Exons: 2
Coding region: 1-723 (240 amino acids)
Biological process (GO): fatty acid beta-oxidation
Cellular component (GO): mitochondrion
Molecular function (GO): enoyl-CoA hydratase activity
Source: RefSeq, a predicted model, not a curated record